Molecule: messenger RNA, 984 nt
Organism: Caenorhabditis briggsae
Lineage: Eukaryota; Metazoa; Nematoda; Chromadorea; Rhabditida; Rhabditidae
Exons: 7
Coding region: 1-984 (327 amino acids)
Source: RefSeq, a predicted model, not a curated record
AUGAUUCGCAAUCGCCGUGGUUUGAAGGCCGGGGACGUCGUCUGGGCAGGCGCGUACCCCGGCCUUCUUGUCCGUAAGAAGAACUCGAAUAGAUGGGUCAUCGAGUUCUUCGGCUUCUCGCACCAAGUUGGUUCGGAGAAGACUCAAAAUAUUGUGGCUCUCCACAUUGGAGACUACGUCCCAUGUCCCCAAGGUGAAACUGUUGGCUACUAUGAAAUCGCCAUUCAAGAAGCAAUGGACUUAAUGGAGAUGCUCCAACAAGAUUGGGGAUCAGAAGGGCGCAGAAGCGUCUCACCAAACUUCUUCCAAAAGUUUGGACUCGUCCGCCACGUCGAUGUCGCAAUGGAUCAAACUCUCGAUGUGGACGAAACCAUUGAGGAAGAGUACGAAGUGGGAGUCGUUGAACCAGACGAGAAGUCGGCCCAAAACCAAAUUCUCUUUUCCGUCGUUAUCUUCAUUGUGCAACCGAACCAUGUGCGUUACGAUCCAGGACAUCCAGAUUUAUCCUGCCUGGAUCUUUGCACGAGAUGGAAUUUUGGUUUAAAACGGAACCUGCAAGAUCGCAAAGCUCUACAGCCAGCAGCGCCACAAGGAAUGGCUCGAGGACGAACUAUCAUAGAACGAGCACGAGGUCCACAUCGCCACAAUCCACCUCGAGGAAAUCGACAAAGAGGAGCUCCUCAGCAGGAUGCUCCACGCCAAGAAGCUUCGCAAGCCCGAGGACGAUGCGCUUCUGUUCCUGGACCAACUGAGCGGGUCCUGCGUCCUCGAAACCCUAGAGAGUCUUGUCGGUUCCAGAGCGGUCAGAAUAAAUGUAUCGAGAUAUUUUGUGUUUUGUUGCCCUGGUUAUUCUUGUUUUGGCAGGAUAGAUUAUCUAUUAGGCGAAGUCUUUUUUAUACAGGCGCAGCAGACACCUUAAUUUUUGCUAAUUAUACCAGUUGUUUCUGCAUACUCAAACACCCAUAUUCUAGAAUUUUUAUAUAA